AUGCUUUCCAUAGACAUGUUCAUCUGGCGGAAACCUGGAGUUACCCCUAGUAAAGUCCACAGUAACGUUUACUUUGGUGGCGCCGGCAUCAAGAGAGUUCUUGAGGAGACCGACUACGACACCGUUCAGGGAUGUGAUGACGAUGGAAGACGUGAUUUUGCCGACGACAUGGUCCGGGAGCUGCCUGAUGGACAUGGCCAGCUGAAGAUCAUGAUGGAGGAACUGGUUGGUGGCACGGCUAAAGGGGGGCUGGGCGGUCGGGAAAAGGGCUGCCGAACGUGGGACUGA
Clonostachys byssicola is the source of this 288-nucleotide messenger RNA. The record is from the annotation of a GenBank genome assembly. Lineage: Eukaryota; Fungi; Ascomycota; Sordariomycetes; Hypocreales; Bionectriaceae.